This is a messenger RNA of Plutella xylostella (diamondback moth), 2242 nucleotides long. RefSeq names its product ESF1 homolog. Gene Ontology annotation, biological process: rRNA processing. Gene Ontology annotation, cellular component: nucleus. The record is from RefSeq and is a predicted model, not a curated record. Lineage: Eukaryota; Metazoa; Arthropoda; Insecta; Lepidoptera; Plutellidae. Gene Ontology annotation, molecular function: RNA binding.
GUGACAAUUGUGUUGUUAUCGUUGCAUUCACGUCACGUGUGAUUGAGGUUAGGAAAUGGUUUUAUUCAAUUAAAUUGUACAAAAUAUCUCUAAAACUAGAUUAAAAUGAGUGAAAUAUUAAAGGAUAGCCGGUUUGCAAAAUACCUAAAUGACCCACGAUACCGUCAAAUACCUAAACAUGAGCGGAAAGUCAAAAUUGAUAAACGUUUCCAGUCUAUGUUUAAAGACGAAAAGUUUAAAGUGAAAUAUACUGUAGAUAAAAGAGGUAGACCAGUCAACGAAACUUCUACUGAAAAUCUACGCAAGUACUACGACCUUGAAGAAUCUGAUGAUGCAUCGUCAACUUCUGAAGAUGAAGAAAGUGAAUCGUCGAAAACCAAAAAAGAUGAUGAUAAUGAAAAAUCCGCACAGUCUGAUGAUGAAGCAGACGAAGAGGCGGAUACAUCGGGGCGCUUCGUGAAACGCCCGUCCAGUCGCGAUGAAGGAGAGCUGGCCGAGGAAGACUUGGUGAACAAUGACAAACUUAUCCGAGGCAAACUCGAUAAGAAAACUAAAAAGCGUUUGCUGGAUCUUGACAUUGAUUACGCCCGUGGUGAAGGGCUCCUGCAAACAGACAGCUCGUCCGAUGACGACAGCAGUGAGGAGGAGGAAGAGAGUGACUUGGAGCACGAGUGGGGGGAGCUGGAUGCCGAUGCCGGCUCCACUGAGGAGUCCACCAAGAGGCUUGCAAUCUGUAACCUGGACUGGGACAAUAUAAAAGCUGCUGAUAUUAUGGUACUGCUGAACUCAUUCCUGCCUCCUGGUGGGGUCAUUCUCAAAGUGACUAUCUAUCCCUCUGAGUAUGGCCUGCAGAGGAUGAAGGAAGAAGAGGUCAGAGGGCCGAUCGAGCUCACGGAGAAGGCGGCCGACGACGACCUGUCCGACGACGGAGGGAAUGAAGAGGGUUCAACCUACCACAUGGAGAAGCUCCGUCGCUACCAACUGAACCGGCUCAAGUAUUACUAUGCAGUAGUGGAGUGUGACAGCGCCGCCACGGCGGACGCGCUGUACGCAGAGUGCGACAACAUGGAGUACGAGAGCAGCGCCACGCGGCUCGACAUGCGAGUAGUGCCUGAUGACGUCACCUUCGAUCAGGAGCCUCAUGAAGUGUGCACGAAGCUGCCAGAUCUGGCCAAGUACAAGCCCCGACUCUUCACCACGACAGCCUUGCAGCAAGCCAAGGUGGAGCUAACGUGGGACGCCACUAACCCGAACCGCACGGAGGCGAUCCGCAGCGCGGCGGGCGGAGACCUCGCUGACCUUGACCUUCACGAGUACCUGGCCUCCAGUUCCGACGACGAUGACGACGAAGAACAACAAGAAAAAGCCGACAAAGAUUCCCAAUCAGACCAAGAAGAGGACGACCCCAUACAGAAGUACAAGAAGUUGCUUCUGGACAUCGAGCAGAAGGAAGAGAAGAAGAAGAAUAAAGACAUGGAGAUGGAGAUUAGCUGGGGGCUCGGCGUGAAGGACAAGGCGCAGGCGCUCGUCAAGCAGAAGAUGAAAGAAGAAAACAAGAACCUCACACCGUUUGAAAAGCUGAUAGAGAAGAAGAAAGAGAAAAAGAAACAGAAGAAAUUGGAGCGGAAACAGAAACUUAAUGAAAACACUUCAGACGGAGAGCAGGAGGAGGCGUCUGAUGACGACAUCCCGUCAGACGUAGACAUGAACGACCCGUACUUCGCUGAGGAAUUCAACAAACCAGAAUUCAAGAAAUCUAAAGACAAAAACAAAAAGAAAAAUAAACCGACUGAGGAAACAGAAGAAGACGAAAACGGAAAAGCUGAAUUAGAAUUACUACUAGAUGAUGAAGACGACGGCAAAGCACACUUCAGUCUCAAGAAGAUUCAAGAAGCAGAGGCCCCGUCGAAGAAGUCACGAAGGAAAAAGAAAAUGAAAGAAAAGAUGAUGGAACAAAAACAAACGCUACCAGACUUUGAAGUAGACGUAAACGACCAACGAUUUUCUGCGCUUUUCAACUCUCAUCACUACAACAUAGACCCUUCGGACCCUAACUUUAAGAAGACUAAAAACAUGGAACGUUUGAUACAAGAGAAAUUAAAACGGAGGCCAGUUGAUACGCCGGCCACAGAAGAACAACCUGCAAAGAAAUCUAGAGAGGACGCGGAAAUGAGCAUUUUAGUUAAAAAUAUUAAAAGAAAGACAAAAGAUGCUAUGAAAAAAUAAAUGUUUUGAGAAGUUA